Chironomus riparius is the source of this 981-nucleotide messenger RNA. The record is from the annotation of a GenBank genome assembly. NCBI's taxonomy places the organism in Eukaryota, Metazoa, Arthropoda, Insecta, Diptera, Chironomidae.
UUUGUUUUGAUUUUUAUUUGUGAAUUCAACAAUCAGUUUUUAAUUAAAUUAAGUGAGAAGAACGAUUAAUUAUGGCAAGUGGACCGAUUGCAGAGAGGAAUCAAGAUGCGACAAUUUAUGUUGGAGGACUUGACGAGAAAGUUACAGAGACUUUAUUAUGGGAACUAUUUGUACAGGCUGGACCAGUUGUGAAUGUUCAUAUGCCCAAAGACAGAGUAACACAGCUACAUCAAGGAUACGGAUUUGUGGAGUUUCUCGGUGAGGAAGAUGCUGACUAUGCAAUUAAAAUUAUGAAUAUGAUUAAGUUAUACGGAAAGCCAAUAAGAGUAAACAAAGCGUCAGCACAUCAAAAGAAUCUGGAUGUUGGUGCUAAUAUUUUCAUUGGAAACUUAGAUCCAGAAGUGGAUGAGAAGUUGCUUUAUGAUACAUUCUCUGCAUUCGGUGUAAUUCUUCAAACCCCAAAAAUCAUGAGAGAUCCAGAAACAGGAAAUUCUAAAGGAUUUGCAUUUAUCAAUUUCGCUAGUUUUGAAGCUUCAGAUGCAGCUAUGGAUGCUAUGAAUGGACAAUAUCUUUGUAAUCGACCAAUCUCAGUUUCUUAUGCAUUCAAGAAAGAUUCUAAGGGUGAGAGGCACGGCUCAGCAGCCGAAAGAUUGCUUGCAGCACAAAAUCCACUCUCACAUGCUGAUCGUCCUCAUCAACUGUUUGCUGACGCUCCAGUUCCACAGAUGAUUCCAAUGAUGAACCAAAUGAUGCCACCACCUCCUUUACCGACAGGAAUUCCAAAUCCACCGAUGGGACAGCCUCCAUUCCCACCAUCGAUGCCUGUAAUUCCACCACCAGCACUCGCCCCACCACCCCCUUUACCCCCAAGUGCAUCAUGGCCACCAAAUCCUCCAGCAUUUCCCCCACCCCCACCUCCUCAAGUUUACUUUUAAAGUCAUCAAGCUUCUUCGUUUUUUGUACGAAACACAAUGAAAAGGA